CAUCCGACGGCGUCUCGGCAAGCCCGAGACGCGCCCCAGCCCGCCAUGGCCCGACUCCUCCGGGCAUCCUGCCUUCUCUCCCUGCUCCUGGCUGGCUUCGUGCCGCCCAGCCGGGCACAAGAGAAGUCGAAGACGGACUGUCAUGGCGGCAUAAGCAGCACCAUCUACGAGUAUGGCGCCCUCACCCUUGACGGGGAGGAGUACGUCCCCUUUAAGAAGUAUGCUGGCAAAUACAUCCUCUUUGUCAACGUGGCCAGCUACUGAGGCCUGACGGGCCAGUACGUUGAACUGAAUGCACUACAAGAGGAGCUUGAACCAUUUGGUCUGGUCAUCCUGGGCUUCCCCAGCAACCAAUUUGGAAAACAGGAACCAGGCGAGAACUCCGAGAUCCUAGCCAGCCUCAAGUAUGUCCGCCCAGGUGGGGGCUUUGUCCCUAAUUUCCAACUCUUUGAGAAAGGAGAUGUGAACGGGGAGAAGGAGCAGAAGUUCUACACUUUCCUGAAGAACUCCUGCCCACCCACCUCAGAGCUUGUGGGCUCACCUGGCCGCCUAUUCUGGGAGCCCAUGAAGAUCCAUGACAUCCGCUGGAACUUCGAGAAGUUCCUGGUGGGGCCAGAUGGUCUGCCCAUCAUGCGCUGGUACCACCGGACCACGGUCAACACAGUCAAGCUGGACAUCCUGCACUACAUGAGGCAGCGGGCAGAGCUGAGGGCCCAGAAGAAGUAACUGCUGCCUACCCUAGCCCCCAGGUCUACCUUGCAGGGGCCGAGGGCUCUGUUCAGGAAGGACUCCACCCCCACCCCCACCAUAGACCCCUCCAAUGAUGAAGGCCCCUAACGCAGAUGUGUGCACCCAUGGUGCGUGUGAAGGUCUCGGCCAUGUCUACUGAACGGCUACCCAGGGCUGUGCACAAUGUGUGCCCACAGCUGUGUGGAGGGAACCACACUCCUUGCUCUGUAAGCCCCACCCACCAUUCAUUUGCAUCCACGGAGCUUCUAACCCGGACCUCAGCCUUGAAGUUACUGCCUCCCACUGCCUCCAAAUGGCACUCCCACUGGGUGUCCCCCAAGUCCCCGGCUCUACUACCCAUCUCAGCACUCCCUCCACCUUCCUGAAGGGCCCUCCCAAGCCUCUGCCCCCACCCUGUAGGACUCCCCGACAGUAGCCAAGACCGGGCCAAGAGCGGGGCUGUGUCCCGUGCAGAGGGAGCAUCUCCAUGAGGGUGAGGCCCGAAGCCCCCGUGGCGGACCUCGACCCGAGCCUGCCCCUGGGCCUGCCUUCGUGCAUUCAGGCGAGGCCCUGAGCAGGGAUGCCCCCGCUGCUUCCGCGGAGCACAUGCCCUCGCUCUCCCUCACCCCGUCCACUAGCGCGGGACCCAUGCCCGCCUGUCCAGUAAAUGCCUUUCUGCAGCACUGA
Molecule: messenger RNA, 1416 nt
Organism: Echinops telfairi (small Madagascar hedgehog)
Lineage: Eukaryota; Metazoa; Chordata; Mammalia; Afrosoricida; Tenrecidae
Gene: GPX3
Product: glutathione peroxidase 3
Exons: 5
Biological process (GO): hydrogen peroxide catabolic process; response to oxidative stress
Molecular function (GO): glutathione peroxidase activity; selenium binding
Source: RefSeq, a predicted model, not a curated record